CUCUGCAUACCUUGAGCGUGUUCUCGUAUACCUGCUCCCUUCGCGACUUGUGAUUUCGGUGAUUGUUGUUUGAACAGAAUUUACAACUGUUCGUUCACCAAAACCGGCGGAGUGGUGGAUAUUAGCCAGAAUAUUGUACCGUUCCUAUGGGGCCCUGGUAUGGCGUUCGAAGGAAUACGUUUAUCGAAAUCCCAAAGUGAAGCUGUAAGUGCAGUAUUCUUUGAAGCUGACACUCAGAACUCUGGUUGUAUCGACGUCAAGCUUGUACCAGCAUUAGUACGCAAAUUAUUGGGAAGACAACCACAUGGGUUGGACCCUCACAUUGUCAGAAUUAAAGCAGAAGCUAGUUCAACAAAAGGUUUAAUCCAGUUCACUGAUUUUGUUGGAGUCAUGGCAGAUGCUAUGGCACAGACUACCAACUGGGGAGCACUGAAGACGCAUGUUGGGGGCUAUGUUGGCAUUGAUACUAUACAAGAACAGAUCAGAAGAAAAGCCCUCAAGAAAGGAUUUGAAUUUAACAUCAUGGUUGUAGGAGCAAGUGGUUUAGGAAAAUCCACUCUAGUCAAUACUUUAUUUAAAGCUAAGGUCAGCCGAAGGUCAUGUGCCACUGAAGAAGAUAAAACCCCAAUCAUUCCAAAAACAGUGCAAAUAAAGUCAGUUGGACAUGUUAUUGAAGAAAAAAGUGUUCGUUUGAAGCUAACAGUGACAGACACGCCAGGAUUUGGUGAUCAUAUUAAUAAUGAAAAUUGUUGGUUACCAAUAAUUGAAUACAUAAAUGAGCAAUAUGAAAAAUAUUUAGGUGAGGAAAUCAGUGUGAACCGUAAAAGACAUAUACCAGAUACCAGAGUUCAUUGCUGUCUAUAUUUCAUUGCACCAACCGGUCACAGUUUAAAACCUUUAGAUUUAGAAUUUAUGAGUCGUCUUGAUAAAUGUGUUAAUAUAGUACCAAUUAUAUCUAAAGCUGAUACACUAACAGUAGAGGAAAGGCAAACAUUCAAAAAAAAGAUCCGAGAUGAGCUAGAUAGCCAUGGUAUAAGUACAUAUCCCAUGAAACAUUUAGAUGAAGAUGAUGAAGAUAUGGUAGUUAAUACAAACCUCAGGGAUAAAAUGCCAUUUGCUGUUGUCGGCAGUGAUAAAGUAUACCAAGUCAGUGGCAAACCCAUUCUAGGAAGGAGAACAAACUGGGGACUUAUAGAAGUUGAAAACCGUGCCCACUGCGAGUUUGCUAACUUGCGAGAUAUGUUAAUUAGGUCCCACAUGCAAGAUUUGAAAGAUGUCACAGAAAGCAUACAUUACGAAAAGUUCCGACGAGAGACGCUUAAAGGACGUGAGAAAGCUGUGAAUGGCUUAGAAGAAAGUAGAUGCUGAUUGGAUAAAAUAUUUCUAGAUGUUGAUCUCUGAUUGGAUGAAACUAAACCUUUGAUGCUGGUGUGAAAGUUUUGAUUGGCUGAAUGUAUCACUACUUUUAAUCACAUAUCACCUAAUUUGAUAACACCUGUCUGAGUUGGUAAAUCUUAUUCUAUGACUGUAACCAGGAUUUUGACAGACACACUUGCUUUGAUUUGAUUCAAACUAGAGUAUUUAUAUGCAAGUGUUAUAAAAUAAACGUUGUUUGACAUUAUUUUUUAUGUGAGACUUGUUCCGUUUGAAACUAUAGAAACAUGACUGGGCACGACUGUACUUUUUAUAAGUAGGUAACAUAUAGAGGGCAGUAUUAUUGUAAUAUUAAAUUUAAUAAUGUAUGCUCCAUACAGAGGAUUCUGACAUAAGACGCGAGAGCCUGUUUGAAAGUUAAUCAACAUCUUAGCCAAUCAACAAAGGUGUUACAAAUAUAAAAACUAAAUGAAAUAAACUAUUACUACAUCAUUUAAAACAAUGACACUAAAAUUGAAUACUAUUUGUAAUUUGAUGUUACUUCAAUUAAUUUGUUUUUCAUUAAGCUGCCUUGUGUAAUACCGUCAAAUCUGUGAUGACUUGUGUUGUUUGAACCGCUGAAAUAAAAUUGUAUUUUCAUGAUUUU
Messenger RNA from Saccoglossus kowalevskii, 2020 nucleotides. Its product is annotated as septin-9-like. Gene Ontology annotation, molecular function: GTP binding. The record is from RefSeq and is a predicted model, not a curated record. NCBI's taxonomy places the organism in Eukaryota, Metazoa, Hemichordata, Enteropneusta, Harrimaniidae.